Messenger RNA from Prorocentrum cordatum, 330 nucleotides. The record is from the annotation of a GenBank genome assembly. Lineage: Eukaryota; Dinophyceae; Prorocentrales; Prorocentraceae.
GUGUGGACAUGGUUCUACAUCGUCUCUCAGGGCGUCUGGGUCAUUGUCUUGAUCUGGAGUAUGAUCCAGUGCAGUAAGCUGAAGGUCGGAAAGGACGACGAUGAACCGGAGUUCAGCACUGCCACUUGGUUCUCGAUGUUGUUCGACGGCAGCGUCGGCACAGGCCUGUUCUACUACGCAGUCCUCUCCACGGUCGAGGGCUACGGCAACGUGGACGAGGACGCGACGCACGCGCUGAUGGUGAGCGUCUUCCACUGGGGCGUUCAUGGCUGGAUCCCGUACGUGGUGAUGGGGGCUACGCUUGGCAUCAUGGCUUAUCGGCGUGGAUAG